This is a messenger RNA of Arabidopsis arenosa, 2147 nucleotides long. Lineage: Eukaryota; Viridiplantae; Streptophyta; Magnoliopsida; Brassicales; Brassicaceae. The record is from the annotation of a GenBank genome assembly.
AGGGAAAACAUGAAUAAUCCAAGACCGGUAAGUCCUUUGGUUUCUCCAGCAAACCACCCAGAUCUAUUAGAAAAUCAACGUCAAUCCAGUUGCGGAGAAUUCUCAAGAUUAGAGAAACGAAACGGAGCAAGGAAGAUGAUGAAGUUUCAUUCCAAGUCUAUGCCCCGAGGUGCCAUGUUUCUUGAUCAAGAAGCUUCUAGAAACUUCCAUGACAAGAGGUAUGACCUAUUCAGGACCAUGUCCGGGAAGCUCGAACGUCAGAUAUCGAAUUUACGGGGGAAACCCACUGAGUGUUCGUUGCAGGAUCAUAAAGAGAUCACUGAAUCUUUAACCGCUGAUAGAUACUUUGAUGCUCUUCAAGGCCCCGAACUUGAAACUCUCAAGGAGAAGGAGAAGAUAGUUUUGCCAGAGGACAAAACGUGGCCGUUUCUUCUGCGGUUUCCAAUCACAUCGUAUGGGAUGUGUCUUGGAGUAAGCAGUCAAGCCAUCAUGUGGAAGACCUUAGCAACCACAAACGCCGAGAAGUUCUUGCACGUGACUCAAAAGAUCAACCACGUGCUCUGGUGGAUCUCCCUCCUUCUCCUCCUCGCCGUCUCUAUCACUUACCUCCUCAAAACCAUCCUCUACUUUGAGGCGGUUCGCCGUGAGUUUCGGCAUCCAAUCCGAGUCAACUUCUUCUUCGCUCCUCUCAUAUCAGUCCUCUUCUUAGCGCUUGGAAUCCCACACUCCAUCAUCUCACAUCUUCCCUCUACACUUUGGUACUUCCUUAUGGCUCCCAUCUUGUUUCUUGAGAUGAAGAUUUACGGACAGUGGAUGUCUGGUGGACAACGACGCCUCUCCAAAGUCGCAAACCCUACAAACCACCUUUCGAUUGUUGGUAACUUUGCCGGAGCACUUCUAGGAGCAUCAAUGGGGUUGAAAGAAGGACCAAUGUUCUUCUUUGCUGUGGGAUUGGCAUAUUAUGUGGUCUUAUUUGUGACUCUCUAUCAGAGACUUCCCACUAACGAAACCUUACCUAAAGAGCUUCACCCUGUUUUUUUCCUCUUUGUGGCUGCACCGGCUGUCGCUUCCAUGGCCUGGACCAAGAUCUCUGCCUCUUUCGAUCUCGGCUCGCGCCUGGCUUACUUCAUCUCCUUGUUCUUGUACUUCUCUCUGGUUUGUCGGAUUAACUUUUUCCGCGGAUUCAAAUUCUCGCUAGCUUGGUGGGCUUACACGUUUCCGAUGACGGCAGUGGCCAGUGCGACGAUCAAAUAUUCAGAUGAAGUUACGGGAGAAGCAACUAAGAUACUGUCGGUUGUGAUGUCGGGAGCAGCAACUUUGACAGUGAUAGGUGUGCUUGGGUUGACGGUGAUGCAUGCUUUUGUCCAACGCGAUCUCUUCCCCAAUGACGUCGUCAUUGCCAUAAGUGCAGAGCAACCGAAGCAGAGGAGAUGGUUUAAACAGCUCACAAAAGAAAGUCAAAUAGAUCUAGAAUCUCCUCCUUUAGUAAAUGUAGAUAGUUCCACGAACCAAAACCGAAACGAGAAACGUGAAUUCGCAGAUUGCAGACCCUUCAAUUGGAUUUUGGAUAUGGCAUCGAAACGGAUUUUGAAGGAAUUGAAGGAUCUGCAGAAGGAUCCUCCUACUUCAUGUAGCGCAGGACCCGUUGCGGAAGACAUGUUUCAUUGGCAGGCUACGAUAAUGGGUCCAUCGGAAAGCCCUUAUUCUGGAGGAGUUUUCCUUGUAACCAUCCAUUUCCCUCCAGAUUACCCAUUUAAGCCUCCUAAGGUGGCUUUUAGGACGAAGGUGUUCCAUCCAAACAUUAAUAGCAAUGGGAGCAUCUGUCUCGACAUCUUGAAGGAGCAGUGGAGUCCUGCUCUGACCAUUUCCAAGGUGCUGCUAUCGAUCUGUUCUUUGUUAACGGAUCCAAACCCGGAUGAUCCUUUGGUCCCUGAGAUAGCUCACAUGUACAAGACAGACAAGAACAAGUACGAGUCCACUGCUCGGACCUGGACCCAAAAGUAUGCCAUGGGCUGACACAGAUGCUGUCCUUGAGGAAGAGCACUAAUAAUUAAACUCUUCUUAUUUCUAUGUAAUGAUCUUUUAUAGACUUGUCUGCCUUAUCAAAUUUGUGAAGACAGGAUCAGUAAGAAAUCAUAUGAUCUCCA